CCACGAUCAACGUCAUAUAUUAAGUGUUUCUCGAUAACUUCGCGGUGCUUGCAAUCAUGUCCUCGCAAGGAAUGAUGGAUGCGGCCCUCAGUGGCCGCAAAACUGGAUAUUUUGCCAACAGUGGAAUGGUUACUCUCAAUUUGAUUCUUGUCCUGUCGCUCAUUUCCUCGUACGCGACUGGUUAUGAUGGUUCUAUGAUGAAUGGACUGCAAACACUGGACACGUGGAAAGCUUUCUUCAAUAAUCCUGGCGCAAGCUCGCUUGCCUUGUUGAAUGCCAUUCAGAAUGUUGGACAGCUUGUCGCGCUCCCGUUUUGCGCCAUUGCCUGCGAUAAGUUUGGCCGUCGAGCAACUCUUGUGUUUGGUGCCGCAAUAAUGCUUGUCGGGACCAUUCUUCAAGGUGCCGCGAAAAACACUGGAAUGUUUAUCGCUGCUCGUGGUCUCCUAGGAUUCGGCCUUGCCUUCAAUAUCACCGCAGCUCCACUUCUAAUUCUGGAGCUGGCGUUCCCAACUCAACGAGCACCUUUGGUCAGUAUUUACAACGCACUCUGGUCCCUGGGAGCCAUCGCCGCUGCUUGGAUCACAUACGGUACUUUCAGACUCAACAACGAUUGGGGUUGGAGAAUCCCUUCUUAUCUUCAAGGACUCUCUAGCAUCAUUCAGAUUUGCGCCUGCUACUUCAUCGAGGAGAGUCCACGUUGGCUGGUGAACAACGACAGGGAAGAUAAGGCGAAAGAUCUUAUCGUCAAAUAUCACACCAAUGGCGAUGCAAAUGACUAUAUGGUUCUUGUCGAGCUGGAAGAGAUCCGGGAAGCCCUGCGCUUGGAGAAAGAGGCGCUAGAGACGACAUCCUACAUGUCGUUCUUCAAGACUAAGGGUAAUAGGCAUCGAUUCGUCAUCAUUCUGGCUGUGGGCUUCUUCUCGCAGUGGUCCGGCAAUGGAUUGAUUUCGUACUACCUGACCCUCAUCCUGGACUCUAUCGGCUACACAUCACAGGAAGAGCAGACUCUCAUCAACGGCAUUCUCACAAUCUGGAAUCUGGUCAUGACGUUGAUAUUUUCGCUUCUGGUCAACAGAUUUGGACGGCGUCUCAUGUUCCUGACUUCCACAAUCGGCAUGUUGAUUACAUAUAUCAUCUGGACUGCUCUCAUGGCAUCAUAUGAGAAAUCUACGAAUCUGGAAGGCGCAGGUGCGAAGGGACUUGCGAAGGGUGUACUGGCCAUGAUCUUCCUUUACAACAUGGCAUUCAGCAUCGGAUGGGGACCUUUGCAAGUCACCUAUGUCGUCGAAAUCCUUCCGUACCACCUUCGAGCUCGAGGUCUCGUGCUUUACAAUCUCUUCGUGGCGAUGGCUCUCAUCUUCAACCAAUAUGCGAAUCCUGUUGGUGUCACGAACAUAAAAUGGAAAUACUAUAUCGUGUACGAUGUAUGGCUCUUUGUUGAGCUGCUCGUAGUUUACUUCCUCUUCGUUGAGACUCGCGGCGCUUCACUUGAAGAGACUGCAGCAAUUUUGGACGGAGUGGAGAUCCAGCAGCAGUUUGUUGAAGGCGUUACAAGAGCGACUGAGAAGGACGGGAAGUCGCAAGUUGUGUUGGAGGUUCGGAGUGCUGAAGGUGGUGAUAAAACGGGGAGAGAUAUCAGGCAGUAGAGCUUCCAUGACGUCGG
Molecule: messenger RNA, 1663 nt
Organism: Cadophora gregata
Lineage: Eukaryota; Fungi; Ascomycota; Leotiomycetes; Helotiales; Ploettnerulaceae
Exons: 6
Coding region: 57-1646 (529 amino acids)
Biological process (GO): carbohydrate transport; transmembrane transport
Cellular component (GO): membrane
Molecular function (GO): carbohydrate:proton symporter activity
Source: RefSeq, a predicted model, not a curated record